Messenger RNA from Ornithodoros turicata, 2504 nucleotides. It is a transcript of the gene EMC4, whose product is annotated as ER membrane protein complex subunit 4-like. The record is from RefSeq and is a predicted model, not a curated record. Gene Ontology annotation, biological process: protein folding in endoplasmic reticulum. The transcript has 5 exons. Gene Ontology annotation, cellular component: EMC complex. NCBI's taxonomy places the organism in Eukaryota, Metazoa, Arthropoda, Arachnida, Ixodida, Argasidae. Bases 36 to 563 code for a protein of 175 amino acids.
UCCACAUCUGGCUACAUUGGGAGUCUGUUUCCAAAAUGGCGAUGAGUUUAGGUGGUAGGGCUCCAGUAAAGCGACAUAAAUGGUCGUUUGCUUUCUCCCCGAGGAGAAUUGAGCGUGGCACAGAACUGGCAUCUCCCCCAGGUUACAGUUCUUCAUUAGGGCCAGGACACAAUGAAGCUAGCCGUGAGACAGAAGCGAAUUUAAUUGUCAAGAAAUCUUGGGACGUUGCACUGGCACCGUGGAAACAGGUUCCAAUGAACCUCUUUAUUAUGUACAUGGCUGGCAACUCUAUCUCCAUGUUUCCCAUCAUGAUGGUGGGCAUGCUGUUUCUGCGGCCUGUCAAAGCUCUUGUAACCAUCCAGUCCACUUUCAAGAUGAUUGAAGGAGGUCAAGCAAUUCUUCAGAAGAUAGUGUACCUGUUUGGAAACCUGGCAUGCCUUGCCUUAGCAUUGUACAAGUGUUCUUCAAUGGGAUUGCUGCCGACACAUACAUCUGACUGGCUAGAUUUUGUUGAACCACUUCAGAGGAUCGAGUAUUCUGGUGGUGGCAUCAUCUUGACGUGAUGUCAAAAAGCGGUCACAGGUGCUAUUUCCUGAGUCAUAAAGUAUGGCAUGGAACCUACAUACUCUAGCUUCAUUUCUGUAUUAACAAUGUUGUGGAUUGUACUUGUGACACACAACUUUAGGUCCUGCUCCAGUCUACCACUUAGCAGGUGUGCAUUGCUACUAGGUUUUUGUUCUUUCAUUUAUUGGCCUUGUAGUGAAACAGUUGAAUGAUCUGCUCAGCAAAGCUGGUGCUUCCAGUACAUGCAUCUAAUAUGAAACAAUCUGGACACUUCUGGGUCAUGAACCCUGUACGUGCUGCAUUGACAAGAAAAGUAAAAUAUGCUUCUUUCUCGAGAAAUGGCAUCUGUCACACAUCAGCAUCACUUGGUACACUUUCAGUGCAGUAAACAUAGGGCUUAAAACAUCUGGAAUUUACACAUUGAAAACACUUGCUCUCAUGUUUAUGUGUGUCAUCUUUGUCACAGUUGUCAGUCUUGUUCUCUCCUAAGUAGUUUCUUCUCCACCUAAGUAGUUGCUUGCUGCCUGUCACACUUUCACAUUGUAGGUGUUCUGUUGUAGUCAAAAAAUAAUUUUUGGACCUGAGUCACCAGCUUCUUUUCUAUCAAGUUGUGUCGCCACAUCCGGAUCUUUCAAUGUAGCUAGCUGCCUUUCAAUAAUCAAAGUCAAUGCACAUUCACAUCUCCCAAUUAGUUUCUUUGCAUACACGAACUAAUAUGUGCAUAUACACUAUAUCUCUCUUAUUCGAAGAGCUGUAUCAUAUUUAUUUCACAUUUCUGUGGCAUAGAGCUAAUUUACUUUGCUGAGUAGACAAAUGGAAACAUAUGCUUACUGUCAAAAUUGUUGGGUGCAUCUAUCGAAACAUCAAUGUGAUACCCAAAAUAUAUACACGAUGUGUGUGUGUUUUUUUAGCCUUUGCAGAAUUUUUAUAAAGAAAGGCCAUAAGAGCAGCAUAGAUAUCCUUUUGCAGUUGAGUUCUACAGCCAGGUGGACAUCCUCUCGAGAAAAGUGUGCAACUACAAGAUGACUAAUUACUUAAAAUUCGUUAAUUAACUUAAUUAGUCGAUUUGAGGAAAAGGUGAGAUGGCAGAUUGAGAGACCACCCUAGUUGCAAGCCAUUUCACGUUUAACAAAUCUGGAAUCACACACCUGUGUUACGAUAUCUAUCCCUGAAUUGAUAUGCAAAUAAACCAAAAUCAAAACUGCGGCGACUGGGAAUGCGGGGAGUACUGCACUCAUUUCAUGUCGGAGGGCCACGUGAUUUGGAGCGAUGGAGAUGAUUCAAGUGGAUGCCGCUUUCCGGCCCAGAUAAGCCUGCAUAGGUGAGGGUGGCGCGCUCCUCAGGCGCGCUUUUUUCGGUUUCAGUUCAUUUGCAUAUCAAAAUUUGGGGAUGGAUAUUUUUAAUCUUAAAUUUUAAUCAUUUAAUAUCAUCGUAAAUUUAAAUCAGGGUUUUUUAAACAUGGACUGGCACUCAACAAGGAUAGUCUCUCAACCUGCUAUCUCGCUUUUGCCCAAAAUUGCCCUAAUUAGAGAGUUAAUGAAUGAAUUUCACGUAAUUAGUCAUCUCAUAGUAGUUACAUACUCUCUUCCAGAGGAUGUCUGCGUGGCCAUAGAACUCAACUGCAAAAACAUCUAUGUUGCUCUCACAGCUUCUUCACAAAAAUUCUGUGAAGGCUAAAAAAAAAACACCCUGUAUUCGCUGCAUUUGUUUAUAUUUUUUCUGGGUUCCUUCUGCCAUUAGAUGAACAUGAAUUUGGUGCUGCUUACUAGCACUAAUGUCAGUGAACUAAACAUUGAUUGGAUUAUCUGUAAGUGAAUAAUCCAAUAUAUUAUAAUUAUUUUAUCUCUAAGUGGAGACAACACAAGCAGGACUCAUAUUUUGGGUGCAAAAUGUAAUGCACUAUGUACAUUAUGAUUGAAUAAACCUCUUGUGCAAUGUUA